AUUCAUGAAAACAUUGAUAUAUUCUGAAAUCACUCUUUAAAAAAGCUGAUGUUUUGGAGGUUUCCAACUUCCCAGAAUAUUUUUUAGCCCACUACUCUUUUACUCUACUCCCCACCAUCUCUCUCUCUCUCUCUCAAUCUCUCUCUCUCUCCUGUAGCAUAUUUUGAAAUUAACAGGGAGCGUAGCAAGCACCUAAACACUAUUCCACUACUCUUCAUCAACGCUACAUUGCCACCGGCUCAAAUCUGAUUUACUCAAAGGAGCUCUGAGAUUCUUAACUGCAGAUUAAACUUAGCUAUACAUUCUAUUAUGGAUCGACGGAGUUGGCCCUGGAAAAAGAAAUCUUCUGAUAAAGCAGCUACCGAGAAAGUUAUUGCUACAUUAGAAUCUGCGGGUGCCCCUUCAAUUCUAGCUGGAUCUCAUGAUAGCAGCAAAAAUCCCAAGUAUGUCCAGAUUUCUGUAGACACAUAUGCACAUCUAACUGGGUUGGAGGAUCAAGUAAAGUCAUAUGAGGAUAAAGUGAAGAAAUAUGAGGAUAAAGUGAAGAAAUAUGAAGAUCAAUUGACUAUAUACAAGGAUAGAGUGAAGGAAUAUGAUGAACAAAUGACUUCAUAUGAUGAUAAAGUGAAAGAAUUAGAAGAUGUGGUAGAGGAACUGAAUGAAAAGCUAUCUACCGCAAAUUUAGAGAUGGUGACUAAGGAAAGCCUUGUAAAAAAGCAUGCCAAAGUUGCCGAAGAAGCUGUGUCAGGUUGGGAGAAAGCCGAGGCAGAAGCAUUGACACUGAAAAAUAAUCUAGAAUCAGUUGCACUAUUAAAGCUUACUGCUGAAGAUCGAGCCUCGCAGUUAGAUUGUGCUGUGAAAGAGUGUAUGCGGCAAAUUAGAAAUUUGAAAGAGGAACACGAGGAGACACUUCAUGAAGUUGCCAUGAAAACAAAACAGUUUGACAUGAUAAGGCUUGAGCUUGAAACACAGUUAGGUAACUUAGAACAGGAACUUCUUAAAUCUGCUUCUGACAAUGCCACAAUUUCGAGGUCUUUGCAAGAGCGCUCUAACAUGCUGAUCAAGAUCACCGAAGAUAAAUCUCAAGCUGAUGCGGAGAUUAAGCUGUUGAAGAAUAAUAUUGACUCUUGCAGCAGGGAAAUAAGUUCACUCAAAUAUGAGCUACAUGUUGUUGCGAAAGAGUUAGAAAUCCGUAAUGAGGAAAAAAACAUGAGUGUUAGAUCUGCUGAAGUUGCAAACAAACAAAAUUUAGAAGGGUUGAAGAAGAUAGCUAAGCUAGAAGCAGACUGUCAACGUUUGCGUGGUCUUGUCCAGAAGAAGUUGCCUGGACCAGCUGCAGUAGCUCAAAUGAAACUAGAAGUUGAGAGAAUGGACAGCGAUUAUGGAGAAAGUCGUCUAAGGAGGUCUCCUGCAAAGCCUUCUACCAGUCCAUCCAUGAACCCGUUCACUGAUUUUACACAUGAUAAUGUCCAAAAUUACCGUAAAGAAAAUGAGUUACUCACAGAACGCCUUUUGGCAAUGGAAGAGGAAACAAAGAUGCUGAAGGAAGCUUUGGCCAAGCGAAAUAGUGAAUUGCAAGCUUCCCGGAGUGUUUGUGCCAAGACAGUCACCAAACUUCGAAGUCUGGAAGCACAACUGCAAGCAAAUAAUCAGCGAAGAAAUACAUCAAAUCUUAAUGGUCAGAUCCCGGCUGAAGGGUCCUUCAGUCUUAAUGCAAGCAACCCACCCAGCAUGACAUCCAUGUCUGAUGAUGGAAAUGAGAAUCAAGCAUUAUGUGCUGGGUCUCGUGCGAUCUCUGAGGUCUGCAAUCUUCACAAAGGAAAGAACAUUGACAGUCCAAGAAAAGGUGAAAAUUCAGAUCAGCUCGAACUUAUGGAUGACUUUCUAGAGAUGGAAAAGUUGGCACAUUCAUCUAAAAAAUCGAACGAAACAAUGGCCAGUUUUGAUUUGGAUGCCAGAAACUUUGAAAUUGUGAACCAUGAUCUGUCAGAGGCCACUUCCACCAGGGGUUUACAACUUCAAGAUCAACAAGGGUCAGAGUCUUUAGGAAUUGAAAGAUCAAAUAUAAGGGAUCUGUCACCUUGUAUGAAACUCCAGUCAAGGAUUUCGAUGAUAUUUGAGUGUGCAUCCAAGGAUACUGAUCUAGAAAAACUUUUGGAGGACAUCAGGAAUGAAGUACAGAACAUGCAGGCAAGUUUGCGACAAAACUCUGCAAGUUCUUUCAUCGAAGAACCAUACUAUACUAAUACUGUAACUGACCAUCAAGUUUUUUAUCCAAUUAGUGAAGAACUGGCAGCUGCUUUAUCUCAAAUUUAUGAAUUUGUAUUGCUGCUUGGAAAAGAGGGGAAAGCUAUACAGGGCACAUCCCAGGAAGGAAAUGAAUUGACCAAAAUAUUGGAGGAAUUCUCUGCUGCUUUUAAUCAAGUUAUAAACAACAGAGGAAGCUUGAAUAAUUAUAUUCUUUGCCUUUCUCAAGUAUUCAGUAAAGCAAACUAUAUUCAUUUUGAUGCCCUGGGUUAUAAAUGUAUUGAAACUGAACCCAGUACUUCAGAUUGCAUAGACAAAGUUGCUUUGCCUGAGAACAAGGCAGUGACGAACUACACAGACAGUUGUGCUCAUUUUUCUGAUUCAACAUCUGAUCCUGACAUUCCCCAUGAUGUUCCUUUUGUUCCAACCUCUGAAUUGAAAACUGCAUCAUGGAAUUGCUCAUUGGAGGACUUUAGGUUACUGAAAUCAGAAAAAGAUAACUUGGUGACAGAUCUUGCUAGAUCGACUAAAAAUCUAGAAAUCACUAUGUCUCGGUUGCAAGAAACUGAAGAACUUCUGGCUGAAGUUAAAUCACAACUGACAGCUGCUCAAAACAUGAAUGGUCUAGCCGAGACGCAGCUAAAAUGUAUGGCUGAAUCAUACAGAUCGCUUGAAAAGCAUGCAGACGAGUUACAAAUUAAGGUAGACUGUCUGGAGGCAAAAGUAGAGAGUCUGAAUAGUGAACUUCGAGAGGAGAGGAAGAAUCUUGCGGAUUCUUUUGCCAGAUGUAUUGUUCUCCAAGAAGACUUAAAAAGGGUUGAGAACUUCCCAGUAGGUCGAGUAGAUACCAGAAGCAGCCAGGAGACAGAGUUAGUGGCUGCUGCUGAGAAGCUAGCAGAGUGUCAAGAAACCAUUUUUCUUUUGGGCAAGCACUUGGAUUCGAUGCGCCCUCAGAUGGAAUUUGUGGGGUCUCCAACCCUGGAGGGGACUCGAAGGAAGGAUGAAAUAUUCCCUGAAGAUAAACUAACAUCUAGUAGUAUGCUUUUGCAGAAUGUUGACACAUCUGUCCGUGCUAACUUUGCCACUAAGCGUCGUGUAGGGAGUGACUCGGAUAUAUUUAGCACGCCAAUUUAUCCAUCAGAUUCUGAUGCAAGCAAUCUAUCAAGAUCACCAGUCAGUACAAAGCAUCAACCAAAACACCGGCCAACUAAGUCAGGCUCUUCGUCUUCCACUUUGGAACCAGAGAAACACCGAGGUGUCAGCAGAUUCUUUUCUACAAAAACAAAAAGUGAAAACUAGGCCUCAUUUGCUGCGUGUAUGGAAAUUUAUUGGUUGUAAUAUUUUGAGAUAAUUUCACUAAGAAUCAGAUGACUGUAUGCCCUGUACAUAUUGCUUUCCCAAAUGAAAAACUUGCUCCAUUUUAUUCUC
Daucus carota subsp. sativus is the source of this 3675-nucleotide messenger RNA. Its product is annotated as filament-like plant protein 4. The record is from RefSeq and is a predicted model, not a curated record. Bases 310 to 3546 code for a protein of 1078 amino acids. NCBI's taxonomy places the organism in Eukaryota, Viridiplantae, Streptophyta, Magnoliopsida, Apiales, Apiaceae. The transcript is spliced from 7 exons.